Messenger RNA from Perkinsus marinus ATCC 50983, 1416 nucleotides. RefSeq names its product dihydroorotate dehydrogenase, putative. The transcript is spliced from 12 exons. The record is from RefSeq and is a predicted model, not a curated record. Gene Ontology annotation, cellular component: membrane; cytoplasm. Bases 1 to 1416 code for a protein of 471 amino acids. NCBI's taxonomy places the organism in Eukaryota, Perkinsozoa, Perkinsida, Perkinsidae. Gene Ontology annotation, biological process: pyrimidine ribonucleotide biosynthetic process; 'de novo' pyrimidine nucleobase biosynthetic process. Gene Ontology annotation, molecular function: dihydroorotate dehydrogenase activity.
AUGCCGUUCACUGCCGUCCGUAGACUACGUAAUACGGUGGGGAUUGCGGCAUUGUCGGGAGCUGCAGCAUACUACGUCCUAGCAACUAGAGAGGCUAGAGUGUUGCUCGGGCUGCAUGGUGGUGUUGAUACGACCCCAGCAGCGGCGGUCUGCUGGGGGACACGACUCUAUAGGGGGCUAGUGGUGCCCAUCCUGUUUCCAUUGACAGCCAGCGACCCCGAAGUGGCUCAUCGUAUGGCGAUUAUGGGCGGCGCUGUUUAUGGCAGAAUUGUCUUCUUUUUCCACCGCUUUUGGAAUUGCUUGAAUGUGUAUAACGAAAGAGUGAUGGACAGAAUCGCUACUAUCCUACUCGAUGGUGAUUCACGAAGGCCAGCCUGCGCUGUAGUAUCAGACGAUGUAGACCCUCUAAAGCAGGUCCUAUUUGGUGUCGAGUUCCCCCGACCAGUGGGCCUGGCUGCUGGCUUUGACAAGAACGGCGAGCUGUUGCAUUUGUUGACCUCUUCAACGCUUGGCAAUGGCUUUGCUGAGAUAGGAUCUGUAUCGAAGGAGCCCUGGCCUGGCAAUCCACGUCCUCGUAUGUUCCGACUAGCUAGAGAUGGUGCCGUAAUCAAUCGUAUGGGCCUCAACAAUAGAGGCGCUGCAGCACUGCGUGAGAAGCUGCGGUCUAUGUCAACUUUGCUUAACGGCACGAGGCAUACACCGCCCAUUGGUGUGAGCAUCACCAAGACACCAUCUCCGACCAUUGAGAACGAUGCCGCUAUAGCGGAUAUUGUGGCGAGCUUCGAUGAGGUGGCCCCUUACGCAGCUUACAUCGACGUUAAUAUCAGCUGUCCGAACACAGCAGAGGGGAAGACCUUCGAGGAUCUCGAGGCUCUGGAAAAGCUCCUUGGGGCACUUCUAACUUGGAGACGUGAUAACUACCCUGACAAGCCGGUCUUAGUGAAGUUGAGUCCACCCCCAGCUGAGGCUGAUGACACAUACUAUGAAGGUGUGUCGAGGAUGGUGCGGAAGGCGGUGGAACUUGGUGUUGAUGGCUUUGUUAUGAUCAAUACUAUCGCAGAUAGAGGAGACGACCUCAAUCUGGACAGGUCGGUCGGAGACAGCAACCACGGAGAGAAGGGUGGCAUCAGUGGCAAGCCCGUACGACAACGAGCGAUCAAUCUCGUACGACACGUCUAUAAAGUGACAGCAGGAAAGGUCCCUAUCAUUGGUUGUGGAGGAGUCUUCACAGCCCAGGAUGCUUACCGUCUGAUACGGAAUGGGGCGUCGCUGAUACAGGUAUAUACUGGUAUGAUUUACGAGGGCCCAUGGGUGUUCCGAGAUAUCAACUGUGGUUUGGCUGAGUUGCUUCGGAAAGAUGGCUACAGCAACGUUCAUGAGGCGGUUGGUGUCGAUGUCAAAAGCGAGUUUUAUUAA